Molecule: messenger RNA, 360 nt
Organism: Cooperia oncophora
Lineage: Eukaryota; Metazoa; Nematoda; Chromadorea; Rhabditida; Trichostrongylidae
Source: the annotation of a GenBank genome assembly
AUGCAUGAUGCUAUGCUUUGGCAAGAAGGAAUUCGCGGUUCAAAAUUUGACAUACUUUAUCAGCCAAUUUUCAAAAUGUGCGACAUUGUCGGCUUGAAAACUUACGGCGAACUAGAAAGUAACAGAUACGGUUUCGCUUUUGCGCAAGAUGAUGGCACUGCUGUAUCGCAGGUGGAUCUCCUCCGAGAAUGCUCACCCGAAACGUUUAGCAUCAGAACGGCCGUGGAAGAAGAGAUAAACGACAAAAUCGUGAAGGCAAAUGAAAGAUCGGUCGAGGACAAGACUGUAGUGAGCUCGAUGUCGGAGAAGUCGCCAAAAUCUGCGGAAACCGUACAGCCAUCGAAGAGCAACGUCCCAUGA